Pygocentrus nattereri (red-bellied piranha) is the source of this 6440-nucleotide messenger RNA. It is a transcript of the gene ndst1a, whose product is annotated as N-deacetylase/N-sulfotransferase (heparan glucosaminyl) 1a. The transcript is spliced from 17 exons. Gene Ontology annotation, molecular function: heparan sulfate N-sulfotransferase activity; deacetylase activity. The record is from RefSeq and is a predicted model, not a curated record. Gene Ontology annotation, cellular component: Golgi apparatus. Lineage: Eukaryota; Metazoa; Chordata; Actinopteri; Characiformes; Serrasalmidae. The coding region runs from base 654 to 3293 and encodes 879 amino acids.
GAGAGAGACUGAGAGAGACUCGCUCUGGAGCUGUAUGUGUCUCGGCGGUCCCAGUCGGUCGGCGUGGGUGCCGCUGCCGCCGCUCCAACCGCUCCGGCCGCGAAGUGUGUGGACGGGGUCGCCCUCGGGACGUUGUGUUAAGCGAGUGGGGUAAAACACUUGUCAGUGAUGUCGCUACUGUGUUGACAGAAGAUAGGAUUACAGUUUUUCUUCAUGAUUUUGUCCUACAAUGGAGGUACAUAUACGUUUCUGGAAUGAAAGUCUACACUGGAAGUUCUCCCAAUCCAUCGAACUGCUUCAAUAGGAAGGGGAAAAUUCUAUGACUAACAGGAUCCAAGCCCAAUCAGCAGCCUCACAUGUAUUUGUGGACCUGCCCACUAUCAAGACUGUCUCCAUUAAAGCUACUGACACCAGACAUGGUGACAUAGUGGGGUUGGAUAUGGAGGAGAUGCUGCAAAGCUCACUUUUCUCCUUUGCUCUGAAUGCUUUUAUACACAGACAAAGAUUCCAAACUUAAAGUGAAGGAGUGAAUGUAAAUGCACAGAGACUGGACUCCACUUUGCCUUUUUAAUCUUAAGAACCACCUGAUCUGCUCCCUUGUUUGUUUAUUUGCUUACAUCUGAGCGGAGGUGUGGGGGAGGGGGGUCAUCCCCAUGAUGCUUUGUGUGGCCCGCGUGCGACGUCUCCAUCGUCAGCUCACUCUCCAGACCAGCCUCUUCCUCCUCUUCCUCCUGUGCAUGCUCAGCGUCUUUGUCUCCGCCUAUUUCCUGUACACUGUCAAGCGUGAGCUCGAACCUUCCGCCGGAGGUGGGCCAGGGAACUGUGAUGAUGAUUAUAUCGUCCCAUCCAGGCUCCUCCCAUUUCGAGAUGAAGUGGGCGGAGCACCAGCAGCAGAUGGAACCAGAACGGAACCGGUGGUUCUGGUGUUUGUGGAGAGCCAGUACUCCCAGCUCGGCCAGGAGAUUGUGGCGGUUCUGGAGUCGGCCCGAUUCCGCUACCAGACGGAGAUUUCUCCCGGUAAGGGAGAUAUGCCCACAUUAACGGAUCGGGACCGAGGACGCUUCGCUCUGAUCGUGUACGAGAACAUCCUGAAGUAUGUGAACAUGGACGCCUGGAACAGAGAGCUGCUGGAUAAAUACUGUGUGGAGUACGGAGUGGGAAUCAUCGGAUUCUUCAAGGCAAAUGAGAACAGUCUGCUCAGUGCUCAGCUGAAAGGUUUCCCGCUGUUCCUGCACUCUAACCUGGGUCUGAAGGACUGCACAGUGAACCCCAAAUCACCUUUACUGCACAUCACUCGUGGCCAGGAGGUAGUGAGAGGUCCUCUUCCUGGUGAUGACUGGACAGUCUUCCAGUCUAAUCACUCCACAUAUGAGCCUGUACUGCUGGCUAAGACCCAGUCAGCAGAGAGCAUGGGGCUGCGUGCUGUUCUUCACACCUCUGUGGUGCAGGACCUGGGUCUCCACGACGGUAUCCAACGUGUCCUCUUCGGUCAUAACCUGGCCUUCUGGCUCCACAAGCUGGUGUUUGUGGACGCUGUGGCCUUCCUCACGGCCAAGAGACUGUCCUUGUCCCUGGACAGAUACGUGCUGGUGGACAUCGACGACAUCUUUGUGGGAAAAGAGGGAACACGGAUGAAGGUGUCUGAUGUGAAGGCGUUGUUGGAGAUGCAGAACGAACUGCGGGCGUCGAUCCCAAACUUCACUUUUAACCUCGGCUUCUCAGGGAAGUUCUUCCACGCAGGUACUGAUGAGGAGGAUCUGGGUGAUGACCUGCUGUUGUCUUAUGUUAAUGAGUUCUGGUGGUUUCCACACAUGUGGAGUCACAUGCAGCCACACCGCUUUCAUAACCAGAGCGUGUUAGCAGAGCAGAUGCUCCUCAACAGACACUUCGCUGAGGAACACUCUAUCCCGACUAACCUGGGUUAUGCAGUGGCGCCUCACCACUCGGGUGUAUAUCCUGUGCAUGAGCAGCUGUAUGAUGCGUGGAAGAAAGUGUGGGGAAUCAAAGUGACCAGCACAGAGGAGUACCCUCACCUCAAACCAGCCCGCUACCGCCGAGGCUUUGUCCACAGCGGCAUCAGUGUGCUGCCCAGGCAAACAUGUGGUCUUUUCACUCACACUAUUUUCUAUAAGGAUUACCCUGGAGGCCCUCAAGAGCUGGACAAGCUCAUCGACGGAGGGGAGCUCUUCCUCACUGUACUGCUCAACCCAAUCAGCAUCUUUAUGACUCACAUGUCUAAUUACGGAAAUGACCGUUUGGGGCUGUACACCUUUAAGAAGCUGCUGCAUUUCGUGCAGACGUGGACUCACCUAAGGCUGCAGACGCUGCCCCCACUCCAGCUCGCUCACAAAUACUUCAGCCUCUUUCCCUCUGACAGAGAGCCACUCUGGCAGAACCCCUGUGAGGAUAAGCGACACAAGGAUAUCUGGUCUAAGGAGAAAACAUGUGAUCGCUUCCCUAAGCUGCUUGUGAUUGGACCACAGAAAACAGGGACGACAGCCCUGUAUCUAUUCCUGGGCAUGCACCCUGACCUCAUCAGCAAUUACCCCAGCAAAGAGACAUUCGAGGAGAUUCAGUUUUUCAACGGCCACAACUACCACCGGGGAAUAGACUGGUAUAUGGAGUAUUUCCCUCUCCCCUCCAACACCAGCUCAGAUUACUACUUUGAGAAGAGUGCUAACUACUUUGACUCUGAAGUAGCAGCAGCUAGAGCAGCAGCCUUGCUCCCGAAAGCUAAAAUCAUCACUGUCCUCAUCAAUCCUGCUGAGAGAGCCUACGCAUGGUACCAGCACCAGAGAGCUCAUGACGACCCAGUGGCACUGAAAUACUCUUUCCAUGACGUCAUCACCGCAUCCCACAGUGCUCCUGUGAAGCUGCGUAUCCUACAGAGCCGCUGUCUGGCACCGGGUUGGUACGCAGCCCACCUGGAACGAUGGCUCACACACUACCACUCUAGUCAGAUCAUGGUUGUGGAUGGGCAGAUGCUGAAAACUGAACCAGCAUCAGUCAUGGAUAAGGUGCAGAAGUUUCUGGGACUUGUGAACACCAUUAACUACCACAAGAUCCUGGCGUUUGAUCCUAAAAAAGGGUUUUGGUGUCAGCUCCUGGAGGGAGGGAAGACGAAGUGUCUGCGGAAGAGUAAAGGAAAGAGAUACUCAGAUAUGGACUCAGAGUCGCAGGUCUUUCUGAGAGAGUACUACAGGGAUCAUAACAUUGAGCUGUCCAAGCUAUUGUAUAGGAUGGGACAGCCUCUGCCCAGUUGGCUCAAAGAUGAACUCCUCAAUAGCAGGUAGCAUUGAAACUCAUACCUCCCCCUGUCUGACAAUGGUAUAGUCAUCGGCACCACUCAUCUGCCUCAAGUGGAAUAAACCAUUCAUGUCAUUGGGGGUGUAAGGAAUUCCACUGAAAUGGAAGCUUGCCUUCCUGAAUUGACUGUUGGAAUGUGAUGUGGUAAUUCACUAAAGGACAGAAGCAGCCUCCCCCAUGGGGUAGAAUGGUACAUGACCCGUUUGGGCAAAAAGUGAUAGAUCCUUCUGUUUCAUCCUAAUGGACUGAAGUGUAUUGGGCUUGCUAUGGUGUCGAGCAUUGAGAUUUCGUGUGUCAUCUUGAUGAGAUGAAGAUGAAGAUGCAACAGAUUCCUUCACUAUGUUAAUUGUGGAUGGGAAAGAAAUGUCCAAGAACUUGAACUUGUUUUGAUGAGCUAUUGACUUAAAGAAUAAAUACAUUGGACAUGAGGAGAUGGACGAACUGCUGUUUAAUCACCUCUGGUCUUUUGGGUUUAAUAUGAGCAGGUGACAGGUGAGGCCAGAUGAGCAUAUGUGUGUUAGUUUUAAAAGUGCCAGUCAUAGAAGAAAACACUGAGGGUUUUGUAUAAUGUAACUGUGUUGUUUUCUUUAUCAUAUGAACCAGUUACACAGCGCUUACUCAGCAUGGUACGCAGGCAGUGAAGCUGCCGUCAACACUAAACAUGAAUGUAUCAUAAUGUAAUUCAAAGCCUGCCAGUUAUUGAUUUUAUAAGUAUUUAUGAGCUAGUAUUUCCUUCCACCCAAUUCCUUCCAUCCUGGCUACAGUGGAAUAACCUGAUCACCCUGUACUGUCUUCUGAGUCUUUGAGUUGAGUGGUCAAAGUCUACAAUUUUCUUUAAGGCAGCACCCUGUUCUUGUAUGAUAGAUCUGAGAAUGGGGCCCAGUAGGGGUAAAAUUGCAUCAUGAUGUAGAAAUGCGUUUUUACACCAGGGCUGGCCGUAAAUGUGAGAGAUUCCAUUUCUCUUCCCAGCAUAAAUGUCAGCAUGCUGGAACCGCCAUCCUCAGAGGCUUUCACCCACUAACACUACAAGGUAGCAGGUGUGGUAGAUAUUGGCCUAGGCCGACAUAGGAUACGUAGGAUAUCACUUCAUUCAGAGAUAAAGGAAAAUGAGUUUCAAAUGGUACUGGUUUGAGUCUGGGAAUAUGGUGUUUGUUUACUCUACAGACUUAUGUCAGUUUGAAAUAGUUUUACAGUGAAAUAAAUUCAUUUUAAGUGCCAUAACUACAGCUUUAGAUCCUGGUUGAAUGUGGAGGUGUGGGGGGAUAUAUUUGUAAUUUUUUUUUUUCUGUACUUUGUUUUAUAUCAUUUUUUACUUUUUGUUGAUUGUAUUUUUUCACAUUCAGAUAUAAAACCAUGCAGGCACCUCUUACAAAACUUGCUGAUUAAAAAUGGCAUCAGACAGAUGGAUUUCUUUCCCAUUAAAAGAAAUAACUCUAUAUUUCCACAAUGGAAACUUUAUAACUAAAUGUUAAAGUACGUUAAGAGUAAUUUUUUUUUUUUUUUUUUUUUUUCCCCUUUUUUCAGUUUCUGCAGAAUUCAGCCUUUGAGAUAUAAACAGAGUUAUUCAGAGUGGUUUGAUGUGAAAUGCGCCAUUCUGUAGAAACUAAUCAGUCAUGAUUUCUUUACAGUGGUGGUGAUAGGAACCAGGGGGCACAAUGUCUACAUCACAAAUAUAGCAUUUUAUUUAAUAUACAAAAUAACACAUAUAUUUAUAUACAAUGUUGAUAAUGGUAACAGUGGUAAAUCUGUAUAAAUAAGUUUUCUUGGAGGACUAUUUUGUCAUUCAGUGCCCAGCAGGUACCUCCGUGAAUGGAUUAGGUCACAACCUUCAGCUCAAAACUAUCAUAAAGCAAUACAUCAGGCAGUGUAUUCUUAGGCAUUUCAUGUAAUAACUUUCUGUGGAGGAAGCUUUUAGAGGCAUUAAACUCUUCAGACGUCUGGUUCCUAUCACUACCACGGUAAACAAUUCUGACUCUUACUGAGUAAGUUUCUCUAGAGCGUUUCGCAUCAGAUAACUCUGACUUUGUUUAUGUCUUAAUGAUUUAAUCAUGAAAACAUUUAGAAUUCUCCUCGAUGCAAUAAGAUUUGAUGUAAUAAGUAAUUGGCUAACAAAUGAAGAUGGUUGUGUUUUUAUAUUACAACAACAUAAACUAAGAAUGUGCUGCUGUUUCUGGACCAGAUGCUUCCAACUAAAGACAAAUCACUAUCAGUAUCAGUUAGAAGGUAACCCUCUAAUGCAGUGGGGGGCUUCUGUGAGCCUCGGUAUGAAAUACUUUAAACAUUUUAAAUGGCUCUUUGUUUUCUCUGUGAUCCUGUUUUGCAGUCCUCAUCCAUGAGCAGUGGAAUUAAGAAUGUCCUCAUUUUACUCCGAGUUUCCAAAAUGUAUCUGGUUUUAAUUGGAUACUGAAGUUGGCAUGUCAUAAAAUGGUCAUCUUUAAAACGUUCAUUUUUGGUGUGUAAUUGCAUGGGUGUUGGAAGUUUUCAUAUGAAAGUAAUUUGCCUUCUUUAGUCUAUUCAGGGAGUUUCCCCUGUUCUGUGCCUGUUUUUAUUAUUUACCCAUUUUAUUCUGGAUAACAGAUCAGCAGUACUGAUAAAACCAUUGUAAACGUUAGUGGGGCUGUAUAAGGAGACACUGUACUCUCCUGCUAUGUUCUUUGCGUUGUUAUGAUUUUGGGAAACAAAAGCAUAAUAACCUGGGCCCAGGGCGGCUAAUGUUUUUAACAGACAGAUGUUGCAUAUGAAUGACCAAUCAAUGGUCAAGAAAGCACAGCUUUUUAUAGUGUAAAUAUGAAUCUAAUAAUCUAUGAGGUUUCAUGGAUGAAUGAGGAGAGUGGAAAUUAUUGGAUGUGGAAUAUUAACAACUAACCCACAUGAACUUUCAGGUUAAGAGUGACUGAAUUGCAGGAUUAGAAGAUAAUAUAAUAAUGUUUUGUUUUGUUUUAAUAUUUGCCUGUUUUUAUUUUUUUAUUUGUAUUUAUUUUUUUGUUCUACAUGUUUUCCUCAGUCUGAUUUCAUUUUGGAUACUGUUAAGUGCGUCUGAACUUUGAAAGCCUGGGCACUGAGGCCUGGCUGUGUUGCCACUACAGCUGAAGUUUAACAGAAAGUGUAAUAAAUAGGCUGCAAUAAUCACUACA